AUGGCUGCUGCUGUGCUGCUCGCCACUACUGAGAGCGGCGGACGUCGUCGCCGCCGCCGCCGCGAGAUGCCCCUCCCUCCCUCCGCCGCGGCAGCAGCGAGCAACCCCCGGCGGCGCAGCCAGGCAGGUGGCCGGCGCCUUGCCGCCCGCCGCGCCCUCCGUCGGCGCACGGCGAAAGCGCUCGCGGCACGUCUCGCGUUCCCGUGGCCGACAGCACCGAACAGCUGUUUCGUCUCAAUGGAUCCGGACGCAAAAGCGACGUCGGUCAUGGAAGACAGAGAGUUCCUGCCCAGCUACUGGGGCCAUCGGCUACGCGGACAGGAGCUGAUUGACCACUUCUGCCGGGAGACGGCACGUUUGAGCGAGGAGACCAGAAGCCGCGUUGCUGCACAAAAGGACAUCAGGUUCGGCGAGCACCCUCGCGAGUGCCUGGACCUGUACCACGGCGGUCGGCCGGCGGGCGAGUGCCGCUCGACGCUGCUCUUCUGGCACGGCGGCUACUGGAUCGAAGGGGACCGGCAGUCGCACGCCUUCGUCGCCGACCCCUUCGUGGAGGUCGGGGUAGCGGUGGCCGUGGCCGGGUACCCGCUGGCGCCCGGCGCCACGCUCGACCAGAUCGUCGAGUCGGCCACGCGUUGCGCCCGACACGUGCUUGCGCUCAGGUCCGGGCCGCUAGUGCUGGCCGGCCACUCUGCGGGCGCCCACCUGGCCGCCAUGGUCGCCACCCGGCUACACGGGGAACCCCGCUUACGAGCCCUGCUUCUGCUGUCGCCCGUGUUGGACGUGGUGGCGCUGUUGGGCAGCUCUGUGGCACGAGACGCGGCCAUCGGUACCGACCAGGCGGUGCGCAGCAGCCCGCUGCAUCUGGUCGACAAGCUACCAACACACCUGCACGUCGUGGUGACGUACGCUGAGCACGACCCCCCGUGGUUCGGGCGCACUGCUCGAGCCUACUGCGAGGCCCUCGGGCGCCGGCGCAUCUCCUGCGAGCUGCUGGAGUACGCGGACGAGGACCACUUCAGCUUCCUGCUGGGUGCGCUGCGAGACGGCGAGCACCGAGUCACCACGAGGCUCGUCGGGGCUUCUUUGGCGGCGACCGCGCCCUCUCCGACGCCGCGUGUAGCAGAAGCGACGUCGGUCAUGGAAGACAGAGAGUUCCUUCCCAGCUACUGGGGCCUUCGGCUACGCGGACAGGAGCUGAUUGACCACUUCUGCCGGGAGACAGCACGUUUGAGCGAGGAGACCAGAAGCCGCGUUGCUGCACAAAAGGACAUCAGGUUCGGCGAGCACCCUCGCGAGUGCCUGGACCUGUACCACGGCGGUCGGUCGGCGGGCGAGUGCCGCUCGACGCUGCUCUUCUGGCACGGCGGCUACUGGAUCGAAGGGGACCGGCAGUCGCACGCCUUCGUCGCCGACCCCUUCGUGGAGGUCGGGGUAGCGGUGGCCGUGGCCGGGUACCCGCUGGCGCCCGGCGCCACGCUCGACCAGAUCGUCGAGUCGGCCACGCGUUGCGCCCGACACGUGCUCGCGCUCAGGUCCGGACCGCUAGUGCUGGCCGGCCACUCUGCGGGCGCCCACCUGGCCGCCAUGGUCGCCACCCGGCUACACGGGGAACCCCGCUUACGAGCCCUGCUUCUGCUGUCGCCCGUGUUGGACGUGGUGGCGCUGUUGGGCAGCUCUGUGGCACGAGACGCGGCCAUCGGUACCGACCAGGCGGUGCGCAACAGCCCGCUGCAGCUGGUCGACAAGCUGUCCACGCACCUGCACGUCGUGGUGACGUACGCCGAGCACGACCCCCCGUGGUUCGGGCGCACUGCUCGGGCCUACUGCGAGGCCCUCGGGCGCCGGCGCAUCUCCUGCGAGCUGCUGGUGUACGCUGACGAGGACCACUACAGCUUCCUGCUGGGUGCGCUGCGAGACAGCGAGCACCGAGUCACCGCGAGGCUCGUCGGGGCUUCUCUGGCGGCGACCGCGCCCUCUCUGACGCCGCGGUGAGGCACCGAGGUCGGCCUGUUUAGGGGUUGCUUAAAUAAAAUCCAUGUUGUACGCGCACAAUAAAGU
This is a messenger RNA of Dermacentor silvarum, 2061 nucleotides long. RefSeq lists its product as uncharacterized. The transcript is spliced from 9 exons. The coding region runs from base 1 to 1995 and encodes 664 amino acids. The record is from RefSeq and is a predicted model, not a curated record. Gene Ontology annotation, molecular function: hydrolase activity. Lineage: Eukaryota; Metazoa; Arthropoda; Arachnida; Ixodida; Ixodidae.